Molecule: messenger RNA, 3243 nt
Organism: Stegastes partitus (bicolor damselfish)
Lineage: Eukaryota; Metazoa; Chordata; Actinopteri; Pomacentridae
Gene: pcsk6
Product: proprotein convertase subtilisin/kexin type 6
Exons: 21
Coding region: 38-2788 (916 amino acids)
Biological process (GO): peptide hormone processing
Cellular component (GO): cell surface; membrane
Molecular function (GO): serine-type endopeptidase activity
Source: RefSeq, a predicted model, not a curated record
CCGUAUUUCUGUUCGCCCACUUCAAUUUAAUUUCAGGAUGGCUCUACUUUUGCUUGUCAUGUUAUUAAGUGUGGACAGCGGGGGGUCGGAGGUGGCACAGUUGUAUACAAACCACUGGGCAGUGCGCAUAGCAGGAGGUCCACAACAAGCGGAUCAGAUCGCAGCAAAAUAUGGAUACAGGAACCUGGGACAGAUAGGGAGUCUGGAUGAUCAUUACCAUUUCCACCACAGCAGAGUGGUUCGCAGAGCUGUGUACUCUUUGAAGGGCCCUCACAGCUUCAUUCACAUGGAUCCUAAGGUGGACUGGGCCCAACAGCAGGUAGUAAAACCCAGAGUGAAAAGGUAUGCCCAAAGUGACCCAAACAUCAUUCACUUCAAUGACCCUAAAUGGUCCAACAUGUGGUACAUUCACUGCAAUGAUAAGAGCCACCAAUGUCGCUCAGAGAUGAAUAUUAUGGCAGCCUGGCAAAGGGGCUACACCGGCAAAAAUGUGGUUGUCACAAUACUGGAUGACGGCAUCGAGAGGAACCACCCUGAUCUGGCUCAGAACUAUGACCACCUUGCAAGUUAUGAUGUCAAUGGAAAUGACCAUGACCCUACACCACGUUAUGACUCCCGCAGUGAAAAUGUACAUGGAACUCGGUGUGCAGGUGAAGUUGCAGCAGCAGCCAACAACUCCCACUGCAUCGUUGGGAUUGCCUACAAUGCUCAUAUUGGAGGGAUUCGAAUGCUGGAUGGUGAUGUGACUGAUAUAGUGGAGGCCAAGUCCCUGGGAAUUCGACCUGACUACAUUCAUAUCUACAGUGCCAGCUGGGGCCCAAAAGAUGAUGGCAAGACAGUAGAUGGUCCAGGGCCGCUAACCAAGCAGGCUUUUGAGCAAGGCAUCAAGAAGGGACGCAGAGGCCUGGGGUCCAUUUUUGUUUGGGCAUCAGGUAACGGAGGUCGGCAGGGGGAUCACUGUUCAUGUGAUGGUUAUACCAGCAGUAUCUAUACCAUCUCCAUCUCUAGCACCACGGAGAAUGGAAACAAGCCCUGGUACCUAGAGGCCUGCAGCUCCAUCAUGGCUACAACCUACAGCAGUGGGGAGUUUAACGAGAGGAAGCUUGUAACCACUGAUGUCUGGCAGCGCUGCACUGAUGGUCAUACUGGCACCUCUGUCUCUGCUCCCAUUGUGGCUGGAAUUAUAGCUCUCGCCUUGGAGGCUAACCUUUUGCUCACAUGGAGGGAUGUGCAACAUCUUCUGGUGAAGACUUCCAGACCAGUCCACCUGAAAGCUGAUGACUGGAAGACCAAUGCUGCUGGAUACAGAGUCAGUCACCUGUAUGGUUUCGGUCUAGUGGAUGCAGAGGCCAUGGUGCUGGAGGCCACAAAAUGGAGGACUGUUCCUCCUCAGCACAUCUGCACUCAGAGGCCUGAGCGACGCACCAGGCACAUCCAUGUUGGCCAAAGCUUGAACAGCAGCAUCACUGCCUCUGGAUGCUCAGAAGAGCCUGAGCAGCAUGUGGAUUACCUGGAACAUGUGGUGGUCAAGGUCCUGAUUGUCCACCCACGACGAGGAGACCUGGAGAUCAACCUUAUCUCUCCAUCUGGGACAAGAUCUCAGCUACUGGCCAAGAGGUUGUUUGACAGUUCCAAUGAGGGCUUCAGAAAUUGGGAGUUCAUGACAGUUCAUUUUUGGGGUGAGAGGGCAGCAGGCACGUGGUCUCUGGAGAUUAUUGACUCACCCUCAAGGCUGCGCAAUCCUGAGGUGCUGGGCAACCUAAAAGAGUGGACUCUGACCCUUUAUGGUACAUCUCAGAACCCUUACCAGCACUUCAGUGUUCAGCACGUCCCUUCGAGGAUGUUGGAGAUCCCAACACCAGAGGAGAUCCUGGAGGAGCCUGAGCUCCAGAAGGAGGAAGAAGAAGAUGAGGAGUACAGUGGUGAGAGAUUUUUAAAAAAAAAGUUUGGUCUUUAUGAAGGACAAUGCCACAGUGAGUGUGGAGACCAAGGCUGUGAUGGACCAGAUGUUGCCCACUGUCUCAACUGUGUCCACUUUAGCUUGGGCAGCUUGAAAAGUGGCAGAACCUGUGUGAGCCAUUGUCCACUGGGACACUACGGGGACAUAGCAUCUCACCGCUGUAGACGCUGCCAUAAAAGCUGUGAGAGAUGUGUAGGUCGUUCAGCUUGUGUCUCCUGCAAAAGAGGCCUUUACCUCAACACACUCAACUCCAGCUGUAUCAACACCUGCCCCCCAGGUUACUUUGCUGAUGAGAAUCAGAAACAGUGUCUAAAGUGUCAUGACACCUGUAUGACAUGUCUGAGGUUUGCAGACAGAUGCACUGCUUGCAGAGAAGCCUACAGUCUGGCAGGGAUGACUUGUGUUCCUGAAUGCACCAAUGGAACUUUUUUCCAUCUGGAAGACAUGACGUGCAGUCCGUGCCAUUCCUCUUGCAGGACUUGUACAGGGCCAGGUAAGGAGGAGUGCAUCCAGUGUGCUGAGGGCUACCUGCAGCAGGAGUGGAGGUGUGUGCAGGACUGUACUCCUGGAUAUUUCUCUGGAGAGGCAGCUGGGCUCCCUCAUAAGAUGUGCCACAGAUGUGAGGAAAACUGUCUGAGCUGCAGUGGUCCUGGAACAACAUGUACCAAAUGCAAAGCAGGGUACAGUCUAAUCAGCAGGACUUGUAUAGUGAAUGCAUCCUGUAAUAAUGCUGAUGAGGUGUUCUGUGAGAUGGUGAAGUCCAACCGUCUCUGUGAAAGGAAGUUUUAUCGUCAGUUCUGCUGCCGUACCUGUCUGAUGAAUGGAUGAGAUGCCCCCUGCCUAUAUCGCCUUCUGUCUUAUUCUCAAUCAAUGGAGAAAAAUAUGCCUACUAAAGUAUUACAGUUUGACAGUUUGCUCACACCUUAGUUAAAUAAUUACUGUUUUCCAUCACAACAGGUCAUUUAACGUUUUACAAAAUGAGGAUCUGAAUGGAGUGAAGCACCCCAGUUGUUUUUCUGCAAGUUGCUGACAGCAAAUGUGACAUCCAUAGAUAAUUUUUAUCAACUGUAGUAUGUGGAGUAUUCUAGUAUUCCACAAAGUGAGAUACUUGGUGCUAAACACGUCAAAAAAUAAACAAACACACACACACACACACACACACACACACACACACACACACACAUACACACACACACACAUCCAAACAGUAUAAUAAGGGUGCAGUUUGUACUGUGGAAAAUCAUUGUAAUCAUGAAUUGUAUUUUAUUUCUGGUUAAUUCUUU